AUGCGUUUCGGUUCGGGCAGUUACGAUGUGCGCAGAAGCGAAGGGCUCAAUCCGUCGCUGCUCACCAGCACCCGACAUACCAUCACCUGCACAGUCUCGUUUCUCGACGCCUCCGAACGGCAAUUCCAAGUCGACAGACACGCCCUUGGCUCUGUACUGCUCGACAAGGUCUUUGCGCAUUUGGAGUUGGUCGAACGUGACUUUUUUGGUCUGCAAUUCCUCUAUGUACUAGGGACCAAGGAGACUCAAAAGCGAUGGUUAGAUCCAAACAAAUCGAUCAGAAAGCAAAUGGUCUGUCCGCCAUUCCAUCUGUGCUUUCGUGUGAAAUUCUACGUGAGCGAUCCAAGCAAGCUCGCCGAAGAAUACACAAGGUACCAUUUCUUCCUACAACUACGACUCGAUAUGCUGGAAGGUCGGCUGCCAAGCGCUGAAGGAUCUCUUGCACUCCUCGCCAGCUAUGCAGUCCAAUCAGAGCUGGGCGAUUAUUCACCAGAAGACCACCCUGAAGGAUACCUCAACCAAUAUCGAUUUGCCCCAAGCCAAUCCAUGGACUUUCCGAAGAGAGUCGCUGAACUUCACGCGAUGCAUCGUGGCCAGAGCCCUGCCGAGGCCGAGUUCAACUUUUUGGAACAUGCCAAAAAGCUCGACAUGUAUGGUGUGGAUCUCUAUGCGGCCAGAGUGAGUGUUGACACAAAUUAUUUUCCUUCUCAAAUAAUUUUUUGUAUUUUUUAUUAUUCAUUCAUUUGCUCCCCUUCAUGA
Molecule: messenger RNA, 759 nt
Organism: Cooperia oncophora
Lineage: Eukaryota; Metazoa; Nematoda; Chromadorea; Rhabditida; Trichostrongylidae
Source: the annotation of a GenBank genome assembly